This is a messenger RNA of Panicum hallii, 1629 nucleotides long. Its product is annotated as multiple organellar RNA editing factor 1, mitochondrial-like. Lineage: Eukaryota; Viridiplantae; Streptophyta; Magnoliopsida; Poales; Poaceae. The record is from RefSeq and is a predicted model, not a curated record. Gene Ontology annotation, biological process: mitochondrial mRNA modification; cytidine to uridine editing. Gene Ontology annotation, cellular component: mitochondrion. The transcript has 5 exons. The coding region runs from base 86 to 1405 and encodes 439 amino acids.
UUCCACAUCGCUCUCAUAAACCCCUAAACCCCCAGAACCUUCUCCUUCUCCUCCCCCGCCGCCGACAAAACCCUAGCCCCCCGCCAUGGCCCUCGCGCUGCGCCUCCGGCGGGCCCUCGCCGCCGCCUCCACCGCGGCGCCCCUCCUCCGCCCGUCCGCCUCCCUCGCCCGGCCUCUCCCCCUCGGGCCUCCCUCCGCCUCCCCGGCGGCGCCGCUCCCGCGGGCGCCGUGGCGGCUCCUCCCCGGCGGCGCCGCCGGGUUCCGGUCGACGGCUGCGGCGGCAGCGCGGGGCGGGGCGGACUACGGGGCGGACGACAGCAAGAUCUCCCCCGACGAGAUCCUCUUCGAGGGCUGCGACUACAACCACUGGCUCAUCACCAUGGAGUUCCCGGACCCCAAGCCCUCCCGCGAGGAGAUGAUCGAGACCUACCUCCAGACCCUCGCCAAGGUCGUCGGGAGUUAUGAGGAGGCUAAGAAGAGGAUGUAUGCUUUUAGUACAACAACCUAUAUUGGUUUUCAGGCUGUAAUGACUGAGGAAAUGUCAGAAAAAUUCCGCGGUUUGCCUGGAGUUGUUUUCAUUUUGCCGGAUUCAUACCUAUAUCCAGAGACAAAGGAGUACGGAGGAGACAAAUAUGACAAUGGUGUGAUCACUCCAAGACCACCGCCUGUUCAUUAUAGCAAACCCUCAAGGACUGAUAGGAAUCGUAACUACCGAGGAAACCCCCAGGAUGGCCCUCCACAGCAAGGAAAUUACCAGAACAGCCGCCCUCCACAAGGAGGUUAUCAGAAUAGCCCGCCACAGCAAGGAAACUUCCAGACAUACCGCUCUCAGCAAGAUGGAAGAAGCUAUUCCCCACAGCAGAAUUAUGCACAAGGUGUACAGGAUGCUAGAGGUUUUGGGGGGAAUGAUUAUGCAGACCGUUCAGGUUACAGUGGACCACCUGGUGGCUUCCAAGGUCAAGCACCUCGGUACCCAGGGAAUCCAGCUGGUCAAGGUCAAGGUUACAGCAACCCCCAAGAGCGCAGGAACUUCUCGCAAGGGCAGGGAGGAGGUUUCAGGCCUGGUGGCACUUCACCACCUGGAUCUUAUGGCCAACCAUCAACACCUGGAUCUUAUGGCCAGCCAUCACCACCUGGAUCUUAUGGCCAGCCAUCACCACCUGGAUCUUAUGGCCAGCCAUCACCACCUGGAUCUUAUGGCCAACCAUCACCACCUGGAAACUAUGGCCAGGGACCUCCAUCAGCAUAUCCUGGAGGUAGCAGAGUUCCUGGUGUGAAUCCCAGUUAUGAUGGGGACAGCAGACAGGGGACAGGACCGGCAUAUGGUGGAGAUAACUGGCAAAGAGGUUCUGGUCAAUAUCCUAGCCCAGAUGAAGGACAAGGAAACUGGCAGGGUAGGCAGUAAAAGCUUAAGCGUUCCACUGAAGACAAACGUGAGACUUGAGAUGUAGAAAUCCCCACCUGUAAAAUAAAUGACUGGUGCAUUACACUCUUUUCUCUUGCAUUCAAACUCUUAAUUUACUGGCAUGUGUUGUUACCAAAGUUAUGGAUGCAAACUUAUUUUUGUUCGUUGGUCCGGAAGUUGGUAUUUUUAAACAACGAAGAAUGUGGAACGUUCUUUUGUCUCUA